This is a messenger RNA of Acanthochromis polyacanthus (spiny chromis), 6307 nucleotides long. RefSeq lists its product as uncharacterized. The coding region runs from base 1366 to 5523 and encodes 1385 amino acids. Lineage: Eukaryota; Metazoa; Chordata; Actinopteri; Pomacentridae. The transcript is spliced from 2 exons. Gene Ontology annotation, biological process: DNA integration. Gene Ontology annotation, molecular function: nucleic acid binding; zinc ion binding. The record is from RefSeq and is a predicted model, not a curated record.
CUGACUUAAGGUGAAAGAUUGAUGCAUGUGAGGCAGUAACUGCUGAUAUUAUCAAAAUCAUAUAUGAAAGACUUUCAGGUGUUGAUGGAGAUUUUGAUGCAGAACAUGAAAGAUGUCGACUACGCCAGCUACUUAAUCACAACUAUGCAUAUUCCAUUUAUGGCUCUACGGCUGCACAGUCAAAUGCCACCAGCCAUUCCACAUCUUCACACCUUGCAUCCAAACGAGUCGAGGCAGCGGCAGAGUUGGCUGCAAAGGAGGCAGAAUACAGGAUAGUGCAAGAGGAAAUAAAGCACAAGGAAAGGAUUAAAGCUUUAGAAGAACAACACAAGAAAGAACUUGAAGUGGAAAGAUCUGAGCUGGAGCGUCUGCAGGCUGGAAAGAAUAUGGAAGCAGCUCGAGCCAGAUUGGAAGCCUAUGACAGAGAAAUACAAAUGUUUGAUGUCCAAUCAGUAAAGAGUGAGCAGGUGAGCCUAAAUACUGCAUCUCAGCCUCCUGCACCACACCCACCUAACACAGUCAUGUUGUCUGCGCCCACUGGUGUCGCUCAGCUAGCUCAAGCCGUGCAAGACAGUAUUGCAAUGAAUAGACUUCCUAUGCCAGAGCCAACAGUGUUCAGUGGUGAACCAAUUCAAUUCAUUGAAUGGAAAGCUUCCUUCAUGUCACUGGUAGACCAAAGGGGCAUUUCUGCUGCAGAUAAACUGUAUUAUUUAAAGAAGUAUGUCAGUGGUCCAGCUCGUAAAUGCCUUGAAGGCACCUUUUUCAGAAAUGAUGAAGCCGCCUACCAAGACGUUUGGAAAAAACUCAAUCAACGAUACGGUCAAGCAUUUGUUAUUCAAAGAGCCUUUAGAGAAAAGCUAUCAAGCUGGCCAAAAAUACAGUCUAAGGAUGCUGAAGGACUAAGAAGCUUUGCAGACUUCUCACAUGCUUGCCUGCUAGCGAUGCCUCAUGUAAAGGGACUGGAAAUAUUAAAUGAUUGUGAAGAAAAUCAAAAACUGACACAGAAGUUGCCUGACUGGGCAGCCGCCAGAUGGAACCGCCAGGUAACAAAGGCCCUGAUGGAAGGAAAAGAUUUUCCUAGCUUUCAGGAUUUUGCUGAAUUUCUGAUGCAGGAAGCAGAAGUGGCAUGCAAUCCAGUCACCUCCAUCCAUGCACUUCGUUCUUCUGAAGUACGCAGUGACAAAGGGAACUUAAAGGACUUUAAAAGGAAUAAAGCAAGUGUUUUCAAUACAAAUGUUGUACACAGCGACCAGCACACAUCAACCAGAGGACACAUGGGAUCUCUGUGCAUGUUGUGUCAAAAUACACAUCAGCUUCACAAGUGCCCAGCCCUCAUGAAAAGAUCGCUGGAAAGUAGAAGGACAUAUGUUAAAGAAUAAACUGUGUUAUGGCUGUUUAAAACAAGGUCACAGUGCAAAGGAUUGCAGACACCUCCUCACCUGUGACAUCUGCAUGAAAAGGCACCCGACCUGUCUUCAUGAUGAGAACUACAUCAAAUAUGUGAAAGGAGAAAGGCAUGUGAGUACGGACAGUGCAACACAAAACAACACAGUGGAAGCUGCUGCUAUGUCACUUAAUGUUGCCAGAGAAGGACAUUCUGCUAGCACUUCAAUGAUUCUUCCAGUGUGGGUGUCAUCUGUUGCAAACCCAUAUAAAGAAAAACUUGUCUAUGCUUUGUUAGACACUCAAAGUGACACCACAUUCAUCGAUCAAGAAGUGAGUUGUGAACUACAAGUAGAUAGCUGUCCAGUGAAACUAAAACUAACCACCAUGAUGGGAGAAAAUGCAGUUGUAAAUAGUGAAAAGGUAUCUGGUCUCCGUGUGAGGGGUUACAGGUCUGCAACACACAUUCCUCUCCCUGCUGCAUACACAAAGGAGUAUAUACCUGCAAACAUGGAACAUAUACCAACCUGUGAAACAGCUAAACGCUGGAGUCAUCUGUCACCAAUCAAAGAUGAAGUCCCACCGCUCCUCAGUUGUGAAGUAGGUCUCUUGAUUGGUUAUAACUGUUCCAGAGCCUUAGCACCUAGACAAGCGAUCCUAGGCAAAGAUGAUGAGCCUUAUGCUGUUCAGACAGAGUUAGGAUGGAGCAUAGUUGGUAGUUCAGCACCUUGCCUUGAAACAAGUCUGACAGCCAGCCUUUGCCAUCGUGUUGCUGUGAAAGAGAUCCCUCCAGCAACACCUGUGGAUGUAAUUCGAGCAUUAGAAAGCGAUUUCAAAGAAGUAAGUGGAAAUGACAAAACAGUGUCUCAAGAGGAUCUCAUCUUCCUCGACAAACUUAAAGCAGGCAUACGGAAGAAUGAACAAGGACAGUAUGAGAUGCCACUACCUUUUAAGGGAAGGCCCUACAUGCCUGAUAACAAACAGCUUGCAGAAGUCAGACUCAGCCACCUGAAAAGGAAAUUUUGCAGAAAUGAAAGAUACAAGGAAGAUUAUGUCAGAUACAUGACUGACAUCAUCAAAAGAGGUGACGUAGAGGAAGUUCAGGAUGAUGGAGUUCCUGGUGAGAAAUGGUACAUCCCACAUCACGGCAUCUACCAUCCAAAGAAACCAGAAAAACUACGUGUAGUUUUUGACUGUUCAGCCAAGCAUAAAGGAACCAGUCUCAAUGAGCACCUUCUGUCUGGACCAGACAUGAUAAAUAAUCUAACUGGUGUCCUUGUACGCUUCCGACAACAUCCAAUAGCUCUGAUGUGUGACAUAGAAAAAAUGUUUCAUCAGUUUAAAGUCCAAAAGAGAGAUCGUAACUACCUUCGCUUUUUAUGGUGGAACAAUGGAGACUUAAGUGCACAACCACAAGAGUACAGGAUAACAGUACAUCUCUUUGGUGCAGUGUCUUCCCCAGGAUGUGCAAACUAUGGACUAAAACAUCUGGCUCAAGAGAACAGGCUUACAUAUCCAUUAGGUGCACACUUCAUCACCAGAGACUUUUAUGUGGAUGAUGGUGUCACCAGCACAGAGACAGUGGAAAAAGGCAUACAGCUGACACGAGAAGCACGUGAACUGUGUGCUAAAGGUGGUCUGAGACUCCACAAGUUUGUGUCAAACAACAGUGUAAUUUUAGACAGUAUACCAGCAUCAGAACAUGCAACAGACAGCACAACAAAGAACCUUGCUUUCUGUGAGAAGCAAAUUGAGAGAGCACUAGGUAUUCACUGGAACAUUAAAAGAGACUGUUUUACAUUCAAUAUCACACUGAAAGACCAACCUCCCUCAAGACGUGGAAUAUUAUCCACAGUUGCAUCCAUAUAUGACCCCCUUGGUUUUGUCGCCCCCUAUCUUCUCAGUGGGAAAAGAAUCCUGCAAGAAAUGUGUCACCAUGGUCCAGGUUGGGAUGAGCCUCUGUCCGAGCAUCUGAGGCCAAGGUGGGAGCAUUGGAGAAAGGAUCUCAUCAAUCUGGAGAAAAUACAGAUUGCCAGAUGUUAUUUGCCUGACAACUUUGGAGAAGUGGUAAAAAGGGAACUGCAUCAUUUCUCGGAUGCGAGCACCACUGGGUAUGGACAGUGUACUUACCUGAGACUUGUGAACAAAAAUGGAGAAGCGCACUGUGUUUUCAUCAUGGGUAAAUCCCGCGUGGCUCCUACCAAAGUAACCACUAUUCCCAGGCUAGAACUGACGGCAGCAGCAGUCUCAGUAACAGUGAGUAACAUGCUCAAAGAAGAGCUAGUUUAUGGGGAUGUGGAAGAGUUCUUUUGGACAGACUCUAAAGUAGUUCUAGGAUACCUAAACAAUGAAGCAAGACGUUUUCACACAUUUGUUGCGAACAGGGUACAGAAGAUUCGCAACAGCACAAGGCCUGAGCAAUGGUUUUAUGUUUCCACCAAUGAAAACCCUGCAGAUAAUGCAUCCAGGGGAACAACAGUGGAUGAACUGCUGUCAUCCGAUUGGCUCGUUGGUCCUCAGUUCCUGUGGGAAGGAGAAAUUCAUCCUCCAGCAAGAGAAACCAUGGAACUUCCAAUCGGGGACCCAGAAGUUAAAAGGGUUCAAACAUUGCAAACAGUGACUGGAAAAGUGAGUCUUACUGACCGCCUGGUAAAGUUUUCAUCAUGGUCUCAGGCUGUCGGCGCUGUGGCACGUCUCAGACGGAGACUCCUAAAGGACAAGUCAAAUGCGCACUCUACUGUGAGUGAAAGAGAAAACGCAGAGCUCGUAAUCAUCAAAGAUCUGCAAAAACAAGCAUAUCAGGAAGAAAUAAAGACACUGAGCAAAGAGAAUCAGCUACCAAGGAACAACAAGCUAUAUCAUCUUGAUGUCUUUUUGGACAGAGAUGGUGUGCUUAAGGUGGGAGGAAGACUGCGUUGCUCAAAUCUUCCCAGCUCAUGCAAGCAUCCAACAGUCAUUCCCAGAGAGCAUCAUGUCACAAAAUUGAUAAUUGCACAUUGCCAUGAAAGGGUUAAACACCAGGGUAAAGGCUUCACUAUCAAUGAAAUCCGAUCCAGUGGCUAUUGGAUCCCAGGAUUAAGUCGAUGUGUUACAUCCUACAUUUGCCAGUGUGUGGUUUGUCGGAAAAUAAGGAGACCUGUAGAAGGACAGAAAAUGAGUGAUCUCCCGAGAGAAAGACUGGAACCUUCUCCACCUUUUACAUACUGUGGCAUGGAUUGUUUUGGUCCAUUCCUGACUAAACAAGGACGAAAAGAACACAAGAGAUAUGGCCUGCUCUUUACAUGCUUUUAUUCUCGUGCCAUUCAUGUUGAAAUGUUGGAGGAUCUGUCAACAGAUGCUUUCAUUAAUGGUCUACGCUGCUUUAUUGCAUUAAGAGGUUCGGUUAGACAAAUUAAAUGUGAUCACGGUACCAAUUUUGUCGGUGCCAAAAAUGAACUGAAUGCAGCACUCCAGGAAGUUGAUGCUGAGAGACUGACAACCUUCCUUGCAGAAAAACAAUGUGACUUUGUCUUUAAUGCACCUCAUGCAAGUCAUGCUGGUGGAGUAUGGGAGAGACAAAUAAGGACUGUAAGAAAUGUUCUCAAGUCUACACUCUCACUUUCUCCUGGUAGACUCAAUGAUGCCUCCCUAAGGACUUUAUUGUAUGAGGUUGCUGCAAUCGUGAAUAGCCGCCCUCUUACAACAGAUAACUUGGAUGAUCCAAACAGUCUGGAACCACUCACUCCUAAUCAUCUCAUAACCAUGAAAGCCACCACUGCAUUACCUGCCCCAGGCAAGUUUGUGAGAGAGGAUCUAUAUGGACAAAAAAGAUGGCGCCAAGUACAAUAUCUAGCGGAACAGUUUUGGAGUCGCUGGAGGAAGGAGUAUCUCCAUAACAUCACAACCAGACAACGAUGGCACACACCUAAGAGAAACAUACGAGCAGGUGACAUUGUGAUGGACACGGAUGAAACACAGCCAAGAUCUGUGUGGAGACUGGGAAGAGUCUCAGAGACAGUAGUGGAUAAAGAUGGACUCGUUAGGAGAGCUAUGAUAUUUCUUGGAGAUAGAAAUCUGAACAAAAGAGGUGAACGUAUAAACAAAGCAUCCGUGGUAGAGCGCCCUGUUCAUAAAUUAGUUCUGCUACUAGAAGCCCCUUAAAUGUAAAUGAAAUGUAAAAAUACUGAAGGUGCUAAUGUACAUGUGUUCUACAAAGGUCAUUUCAUGUUAAGAAAUUAUUUGUGUUUUAAGUUGACUUAUAGGUAAAACACUUAAUAAUUUGGUGGGAGUGUAAAAGACUCAAAUUUAUUAUGGUUAAAAUAUGCGGAUUUUAUUUUGAAAUGUGUUUUAUGUUAUUUCCUGUUAUAAAGGAAGUUUAUUUUGAAAGGUCACUUAGCGCGCAUACUGAGCUAAAAAGGUAAACAGUACACGGUAAAAACGGCAAGAAGCACAGAGUAAGGAGUGAUAAAAACGGCACGGAUAAACGGGAGAGUAAGGUGUAAUAAGGAAUUUAGCUCCAGUUGAAAGUGGCAACAAGGUACAGUAAAUAUAUCUUCUCAAGGUUGUGGUUCAAAGGAAAUACGGUGUUACUUUUGAAGCUAGUGUGACAAGCUAAUGUGAUAUUUCUGUGUUUAUUUCCAUUGUAGCUCUUACGUUGGUCCUAUGUUGAGCUACGUUGGUCUAAGUUGGACGCGCAAACUGCAGCCUGGUUUAUGACCUGUAAUAAAAGACAUUCGACCAUCAGUCCUGGCUUUCACUGAUUUCAACUGCCUCAGGCAGCCACUGGACAGAGGAGAAAGAGCCUGAAGAGGAAGGCCCUGACCACCUGUAUGCUUUGCCUUCCUGCCCCAAGGCUACAAAGGAUUAGAGCUACUGUUUAUUUGGAGUGAAUGUUGAAUUGUUUUGUAAUUGUGUGCACCUGUUAAUAAAAGAAACCUUGAUGUCA